Molecule: messenger RNA, 575 nt
Organism: Lucilia sericata (common green bottle fly)
Lineage: Eukaryota; Metazoa; Arthropoda; Insecta; Diptera; Calliphoridae
Exons: 1
Coding region: 111-485 (124 amino acids)
Source: RefSeq, a predicted model, not a curated record
CUAUUGCAGAUAAAAUAGCAUCCAGUUGAGAACAGACUUUGAUUAAGUCAAGAACUUUUAUAGCGACAACAAAACUUAACGAUUUAAAGUAGAAUUAUCAAAACGGAAACAUGCUACUUUUAAAGAUUUCUUAUUUACUAUGUGUCAUCAUAUUGUGCAGUGAUUUAUGUGCCGGUGUAUUCUUGCCUCUGCUGAAGGGAUUAAAGAAAAAACUCAUUUACGGCAGUUAUGCUCCCAGUUAUGGCUAUCGAACUCCCCACAUAGCUGGUUAUGGUUAUGGUGGCGGCUAUUAUGGUGGUUAUGGCCAAUCUUCUUAUGGAAAUUAUUAUUCUGGUGCCAAACCUUAUUAUCCUCGUCGUCAUCGUGGUGGUCGUAAACGUACUGGACGUACUUAUAGUGAUAUUGCACGUGUUAUUAAUCCAAAUCCUUAUGCUUUUGUUGGCAGACGACCAUAUCCAGCUCAGCCUUUCUAUCCUCAAGGAUAAUUACGAAUGUCGGCUAUUAUAUUUGUAUAUGUAUGUGUAUUUAUGUGAUAAUUGUAAAUUAGAAUUAAAAAAAAAAAUUGUAUAAUUUAA